This is a messenger RNA of Ictalurus punctatus (channel catfish), 1502 nucleotides long. RefSeq names its product argininosuccinate synthase 1 (gene ass1). The record is from RefSeq and is a predicted model, not a curated record. The transcript is spliced from 15 exons. The coding region runs from base 123 to 1358 and encodes 411 amino acids. Gene Ontology annotation, biological process: urea cycle; L-arginine biosynthetic process. Gene Ontology annotation, cellular component: cytoplasm. Gene Ontology annotation, molecular function: argininosuccinate synthase activity; ATP binding. Lineage: Eukaryota; Metazoa; Chordata; Actinopteri; Siluriformes; Ictaluridae.
UCUGGGGCGCUGACGACACAUCCCGCUUGUAUAUAGUUGCGAAGGCAGCUUCGUCUCAGAUAUUGGCUCGCGCUCCUUUACCUGCGUAUUUAUCUGCGUUUUGAGUACUAAAGGCGGAGAAAAUGUCGAAAGGUACCGUGGUCCUGGCGUACAGCGGCGGUCUCGACACGUCCUGCAUCCUGGUGUGGCUCAAGGAACAGGGCUAUGAUGUCAUUGCUUACCUGGCUAAUAUUGGACAGGAGGAAGACUUUGACGCAGCCAGGAAGAAAGCAGAGAAUCUUGGAGCGAAAAAGGUGUUCAUCGAGGACCUGCGUGCUGAGUUUGUAGAAGACUUCAUCUGGACCUCGGUGCAGGCCAACGCCAUCUAUGAGGACCGGUACCUGUUGGGCACCUCCAUCGCCCGGCCCUGCAUCGCCCGUCACCAGGUCCGGAUUGCCCGUCAGGAGGGGGCGCAGUACGUCUCGCAUGGAGCCACUGGGAAGGGCAAUGAUCAAGUACGGUUUGAGCUGACCUGCUACGCCCUGUACCCUGAAGUGAAGAUCAUCUCUCCUUGGAGGAUCCCAGAAUUUUACAACCGUUUCCGGGGCCGAAAGGACCUCAUGGAGUACGCCGAGAAACAUGGCAUUCCUGUCCCGGUCACUCCAAAAGCCCCCUGGAGCAUGGAUGCCAACCUCAUGCACAUCAGCUACGAGUCUGGAAUACUGGAGAACCCCAAGAAUCAUGCUCCUUCUGACCUCUAUCUGAUGACCAAGAACCCUGAAGACUCGCCGAAUACGCCAGACGUGCUGGACAUAGAGUUUAGCAAAGGUGUACCGGUCAAGGUGAGCCACCUGAAAGAAGGAACGUCCAAAGACACGCCGCUGGACAUCUUCAACUACCUGAAUGAAAUAGGAGGAAAGCAUGGAGUCGGCCGAAUCGACAUCGUGGAAAACCGCUUCGUCGGAAUGAAGUCCAGAGGUAUCUACGAGACCCCUGGAGGCACCAUUCUAUAUCACGCUCACCUGGACAUCGAGGCUUUCACCAUGGACAGAGAGGUCAGGCGCAUCAAGCAAGGGCUGGGCAUCAAGUUCGCCGAGCUUUUGUAUAAUGGAUUCUGGUACAGUCCGGAGUGUGAGUAUGUGCGCCACUGCAUUGCUAAGUCUCAGGAGAACGUAGAGGGCAAAGUGCAGCUGUCCGUGUUCAAAGGUCACGUCUACAUCCUGGGCCGGGAAUCACCCAAGUCUCUGUACAACGAAGAGCUUGUCAGCAUGGAUGUUCAGGGAGACUACGAUCCUUCAGACGCCUCCGGCUUCAUCAGGAUCAAUGCGGUCAGGCUCCGAGAGCAUCACAGGUUGCAGGGAGAAAGCCAGUUGAAGUAGUGACACUCCGAGCUUCACCUAAAAUCAGCUUAUACGUCUUAGCAUACUGUUUUUCUGCUUUUAAAUCUUAGAUUACUUUAUAGUAUACUUUAUAUUUUUUUUGUACUGUGGCUUUCUGACGGUUUAUUAAAAACACUGAAACCA